Molossus molossus (Pallas's mastiff bat) is the source of this 5231-nucleotide messenger RNA. It is a transcript of the gene THSD7A, whose product is annotated as thrombospondin type 1 domain containing 7A. The transcript has 28 exons. The coding region runs from base 240 to 5216 and encodes 1658 amino acids. The record is from RefSeq and is a predicted model, not a curated record. NCBI's taxonomy places the organism in Eukaryota, Metazoa, Chordata, Mammalia, Chiroptera, Molossidae.
UGCGCGGAAUGGCAGCCGCAGCAGCAUCCCCGCCGGCGGCGGUGGCGGCGGCAGCCUCGGCCACCGCGGAGGCUAUUGUUCCCUGGUGUUAAAAGAGCGUUCCCUCUUUUUCAUCUGAAACGAACAAUAGCAGGGCAGAGCUUUGCUUUCUGCACUCCUUGGGAAGACAUUCCGAGGGCGAAGGAAAAUUCCCUGCCGGCCGAGUUGCGGAGCUGGACCCUGGAGCGCCUGCGAGCGGCAUGGGGCUGCAAGCGAGGCGCUCGGCGUCCCGGAGCCGCGGGGCUGCGGGCGGGCGCCCGGGCGUCCUGCAGCUGCUCCCGCCGCCGCCGCCGCUGCUGCUGCUGCUGCUGGUGCUGCCGCCGCUGUGCCCGGGCGCCCGCGGGGCUGCGGCUCCGGGCCAGGCUGAGCCACCCACCCUCUAUCUGUGGAAGACUGGUCCGUGGGGCCGGUGCAUGGGCGAUGACUGCGGCCCCGGAGGCGUGCAGACCCGGGCCGUGUGGUGCGCGCACGCCGAAGGCUGGACCACGCUGCACACCAACUGCAAGCAGGCCGAGAGGCCCAGCAACCAGCAGCACUGCUUCAAAGUCUGUGACUGGCACAAAGAGCUGUACGACUGGAGGCUGGGGCCCUGGGAUCCGUGUCAGCCGGUGAUCUCCAAGAGCCUGGAGAAAGCCCUGGAGUGCGUCAAGGGGGAGGAAGGCAUCCAGGUGCGAGAGAUCACGUGCGUGCAGAAGGAGAAGGACGUUCCCGCGGAGGACAUCAUCUGCGAGUACUUUGAGCCCAAGCCGCUGCUGGAGCAGGCGUGCCUCAUCCCCUGCCAGCAGGACUGCAUCGUGUCCGAGUUCUCCGCCUGGUCUGAAUGCUCCAAGACGUGCGGCAGUGGCCUCCAGCACCGCACGCGGCACGUGGUGGCGCCGCCCCAGUUCGGGGGCUCCGGCUGCCCGAACCUGACGGAGUUCCAGGUGUGCCAGUCCAGCCCGUGCGAAGCCGAGGAGAGCAUGCACAGCCUGCACGUGGGGCCCUGGAGCGCGUGCUCCAUGCCCCACUCCAGACCAGCCAGGCAGGCAAGGAGACGGGGGAAGAAUAAAGAUCGGGAGAAGGACCGGGGAAGAGGAGUGAAGGAUCCGGAGGCCCGGGAACUGAUUAAGAAAAAAAGAAAUAGAAACAGACAGAGUCGCCAAGAGAAUAAAUAUUGGGACAUCCAGAUUGGCUAUCAGACCAGAGAGGUUACAUGUAUGAACAAGACGGGGCAAGCUGCUGAUUUGAGAUUUUGCCAGCAGGAGAAGCUGCCAAUGACCUUCCAGUCCUGUGUGAUCACCAAAGAGUGCCAGGUGUCGGAGUGGUCGGAAUGGAGCCCCUGCUCAAAAACAUGCCAUGAUGUGGCGUCCCCCAAAGGCACGCGUUCAAGGACACGGAUCAUCAGGCAGUUUCCUACUGGCAGCGAGAAAGCGUGUCCAGGACUCGAGGAAGCCGAACCCUGCGUGGCUCCAGCAGAGGCGGCUGCCCCCUGUGCCACGUAUGGCUGGAGGACCACAGAGUGGAGCGAGUGCCGCGUGGACCCUUUGCUCAGUCAGCAGGACAAGAGGCGGGGCAACCAGACAGCCCUCUGCGGAGGCGGGGUCCAGACCCGGGAGGCGUACUGCGUGCAGACCAAUGAAAACCUGGCACACCUCAACACCCACAAGGACAAGGAAGCAUCAAAACCAGUGGAUUUGAAAUUAUGCACCGGCUCCGUUCCUAACACCACACAGCUGUGCCACAUUCCCUGUCCAAUAGAAUGUGAGGUUUCACCUUGGUCAGCUUGGGGACCUUGUACCUAUGAAAACUGUAGUGACCAGCAAGGCAAAAAAGGUUUCAAGCUGAGGAAGCGGCGCAUUACCAGUGAGCCCGCUGGAGGCUCUGGGGGCCCUGGGAGCUGCCCGCACUUACUGGAGGCCAUUCCCUGCGAGGAGCCGUCCUGCUACGAGUGGAAAGCGGUGAGGCUUGGAGACUGUGAGCCAGAUAACGGGAAAGAGUGUGGUCCCGGCUCUCAAGUUCAAGAGGUUGUCUGCAUCGACAGUGAUGGAGAAGAAGUUGACAGACAGCUGUGCAGAGAUGCCAUCUUCCCCAUCCCCGUCGCCUGUUAUGCCCCGUGCCCAAGGGACUGUGUGCUCAGCAUGUGGUCUGCCUGGUCCUCCUGCUCACACACCUGCUCAGGGAAAACCACGGAAGGGAAACAGAUCCGAGCGCGGUCCAUUCUGGCCUAUGCGGGUGAGGAAGGUGGAACUCACUGUCCAAAUACGAGUGCUUUGCAAGAGGUGCGCAGCUGUAACGAGCAUCCUUGUACCGUGUAUCACUGGCAGACUGGUCCAUGGGGCCAGUGCAUUGAAGACACCUCAGUAUCAACCUUCAACACAACUACAUCUUGGAGCAGGGAGGCCUCUUGCUCUGUCGGCAUGCAGACAAGAAAAGUCAUCUGUGUGCGGGUCAAUGUGGGCCAAGUGGGACCCAAAAAAUGUCCUGAAAGCCUUCGGCCUGAAACAGUGAGGCCCUGUCUGCUUCCUUGUAGGAAGGACUGUAUUGUGACCCCAUAUAGCGACUGGACGACAUGCCCCUCCUCAUGUAAAGAAGGGAAUUCCGGAGUCAAGAAGCAGUCUCGGCACCGGGUCAUCAUGCAGCUGCCGGCCAAUGGGGGCAGGGACUGCACAGAUCCCCUCUAUGAAGAGAAGGCCUGUGAGGCCCCGCCGACGUGCCAAAGCUACAGGUGGAAGACGCACAAGUGGCGCAGAUGUCAGUUAGUCCCUUGGAGCGUGCAGCAGGACAGCCCCGGAGCGCAGGAAGGCUGUGGGCCGGGACGGCAGGCGAGAGCUGUUACUUGUCGAAAGCAAGACGGAGGACAGGCUGGCAUCCCCGAAUGCCUCCAGUAUGCGGGCCCCGUGCCAGCCCUCACCCAAGCCUGCCAGGUCCCCUGCCAAGAUGACUGUCAGUUUACCAGCUGGUCCAAGUUUUCUUCGUGCAAUGGAGACUGCGGUGCAGUUAGGACCAGAAAGCGCACUAUUGUUGGGAAAAGUAAAAAGAAGGAAAACUGUAAAAAUUCUCAGGUGUACCCCCUGAUCGAGACUCAGUACUGUCCUUGCGACAAGUACAGCGCGCAGCCCGUGGGGAACUGGUCAGACUGCAUCUUGCCAGAGGGGAAAGUGGAAGGGCUGCUGGGCAUGAAGGUGCAAGGAGACAUCAAGGAAUGUGGCCAGGGCCACCGUUACCAAGCAAUGGCAUGCUACGACCAGAAUGGCCGGCUGGUGGAAACGUCCAGAUGCAACAGUCAUGGUUACAUCGAAGAGGCCUGCAUCAUCCCCUGCCCCUCCGACUGCAAGCUCAGCGAGUGGUCCAACUGGUCCCGCUGCAGCAAGUCCUGUGGGAGUGGCGUGAAGGUUCGGUCCAAAUGGCUGCGUGAAAAACCCUACAAUGGAGGAAGGCCUUGCCCCAAACUGGACCAUGUCAACCAGGCACAGGUGUACGAGGUUGUCCCUUGCCAGAGUGACUGCAACCAGUACCGAUGGGUCUCAGAGCCAUGGAGUGUCUGCAAGGUGACCUCUGUGAACAUGCCAGACAACUGCGGAGAGGGCGUGCAAACCCGAAAAGUGAGAUGCAUGCAGAACACGGCUGAUGGCCCUUCCGACCAUGUAGAGGAUUACCUCUGUGACCCAGAAGAGAUGCCCCUGGGUUCUAGAGUGUGCAAAUUACCAUGUCCUGAGGAUUGCGUGAUAUCCGAAUGGGGUCCAUGGACUCGAUGCACUUUGCCUUGCAAUCAAAGCAAUUUCCGGCAGAGGUCAGCUGAUCCCAUCAGACAACCUGCUGACGAAGGAAGAGUGUGCCCUGAUGCUGUUGAGAAGGAACCCUGUAACCUGAACAGAAACUGCUUCCACUAUGAUUAUAAUGUAACAGAUUGGAGUACAUGUCAGCUGAGCGAGAAGGCGGUCUGUGGAAAUGGCAUCAAAACAAGGAUGUUGGACUGUGUUCGAAGUGACGGCAAGUCGGUUGACCCGAAACAUUGUGAAGAGCUGGGCCUGGAGAAGAACUGGCAGAUGAACACGUCCUGCGUGGUGGAGUGCCCUGUCAACUGCCAACUCUCCGAGUGGUCUCCGUGGUCCGAGUGUUCUCAAACGUGCGGCCUCACAGGAAAAAUGACCCGAAGACGGACAGUUACCCAGCCCUUUCAGGGUGAUGGACGACCAUGCCCUGCCCUGGUGGAACAGUCCAAGCCUUGCCCAGUAAAGCCCUGUUAUCGGUGGCAGUAUGGCCAGUGGUCCCCGUGCCAAGUGCAGGAUGCCCAGUGUGGAGAAGGGACCAGAACGAGAAACAUUUCUUGUGUAGUGAGUGAUGGGUCAGCAGAUGAUUUCAGCAAAGCGGUGGAUGAGGAAUUCUGUGCUGAUGUUGAACCCAUUAUAGAUGGUAAUAAAAACGUGGUCUUAGAGGAAACCUGUACCCAGCCUUGCCCAGGUGACUGUUAUUUGAAGGAGUGGUCUUCAUGGAGCCUGUGCCAGCUGACCUGUGUGAACGGUGAGGACCUCGGCUUUGGUGGAAUACAGGUCCGGUCCAGAGCGGUGAUUAUACAAGAACUAGAGAAUCAACACCUCUGCCCAGAGCAGAUGUUAGAAACAAAGUCAUGUGAUGAUGGACAGUGUUAUGAGUAUAAAUGGAUGGCCAGUGCUUGGAAGGGCUCUUCCCGAACAGUCUGGUGUCAAAGGUCAGACGGUGUCAACGUAACAGGGGGCUGCCUGGUGGUGCGCCAGCCUGACGCGGACAGGUCGUGUCACCCACCGUGCAGCCAACCCCACUCGUACUGUAGCGAGACGAGGACAUGCAGUUGUGAAGAAGGGUACACCGAAGUCCUGUCUUCCAACGGUACCCUUGAGCAGUGCACACUGAUCCCCGUGGUGGCGAUACCCACCGUGGAGGACAAGAGAGGAGACGUGAAAACCAGUCGGGCAGUCCACCCGACCCAACCCUCCAGCCACCCGGCGGGGCGGGGAAGGACCUGGUUUCUACAGCCAUUUGGGCCAGAUGGAAGACUAAAGACCUGGGUUUAUGGUGUAGCAGCUGGGGCAUUUGUGUUACUCAUCUUUAUUGUCUCCAUGAUUUAUCUAGCUUGCAAAAAGCCAAAGAAACCCCAAAGAAGGCAAAACAACCGACUGAAACCUUUGACCUUAGCCUACGAUGGAGACGCAGACAUGUAAAAUACAACUCACUCC